AUGAGUUGUGGCAGUGAGGAGGCGCAGCUAGCUCAGUGUCAGGCUUACGUUCAACGACAUAACAUCCAACAGUUAGUCAAAGAGGCAAUUGUUAGAUUGUGUAUAAACAAACCUGACAAUCCAAUCUUGUUUCUUAAAGAACAUUUCGAGAAACUGUAUGACCAAAGAUCUCAGACAUCUAGUCCACGAACAGACGCGGCAGAUGAUGAUGAUACUAUUGAUGAACCUCCAAAAAUACAGCAAGGGAACAGACGACGUCUUGCAGUGAGUGCCGAAGUACCCGAUGAAAAUGAAGCCGCGAAUUAUGACAAGGUUGUGAUACCUAAGGAUGAAGAAACUCGAAGGGCUCUUGAAGCAGCAAUGUGCAAGAACAUUUUGUUCUCACAUCUCGAAGGAGAUGAACAAAAGGCCAUAUUUGAUGCCAUGUUCCCCGUUGAAAAGAAGAAAGGAGAAACUAUUAUUGAGCAAGGAGAAGAAGGAGAUAAUUUUUACGUGAUCGAUUCCGGUGAUGUUGACGUUUUUGUGAGUGGUGAAUAUGUAUUAUCUAUCAAAGAUGGUGGUAGUUUCGGUGAGCUUGCUCUUAUAUAUGGCACACCGCGUGCUGCAACAGUGAUUGCGAAAUCAGAUGUCGUGAAAUGUUGGGCUAUUGACCGUAUCACUUAUCGGCAAAUUUUGAUGGGAUCAACAAUGCGGAAAAGAAAGCUCUAUGAUGAAUUUUUGUCUAAAGUUCAAAUUCUUUCUGACCUUGAUAAGUGGGAAAGAGCCAAUGUCGCCGAUGCUUUAGAACGCUGCGAUUUUGAACCAGGGACCCAUGUAGUUGAGCAGGGACAUCCUGGCGAUGAGUUCUUUAUUAUUGUUGAAGGACAAGCAGAUGUAUUACAAAAACGAAGUGACGAUGCACCUUUCGAAAUCGUCGGGCAUUUGUCCUCAUCAGAUUAUUUUGGAGAAAUAGCUUUGCUCUUGGACCGACCUCGAGCUGCAACAGUAAUUGCUAAAACACCUUUAAAAUGUGUGAAAUUGGAUCGAGCCCGAUUUGAGCGUGUGAUGGGACCAGUGCGUGAAAUUCUCAAGAGAGACGUAUCAAAUUAUAAUUCAUAUGUCAAAUUAAUGACAUGA
Molecule: messenger RNA, 1116 nt
Organism: Thelazia callipaeda (thelaziosis nematode)
Lineage: Eukaryota; Metazoa; Nematoda; Chromadorea; Rhabditida; Thelaziidae
Source: the annotation of a GenBank genome assembly